GCCUUAUGGCUGACGGGGGAGUGGAACUGCGCUGCUCAACUGGCCGAGACGACCCAUAGCCGUCCCGAUGAACACCUACACGCAUGUUGGGGCCGGGAUGGCCAAGUCCCCCAUUUUGUGGCUUCCCUGCGAACUGCUCGUGCAUAUGGCGUCUUAUCUCUACUCCGAGGACCUGUUCUCCUUCCGCCUAGCCUGCCGUUGUAUCGAGAGGUGCUUAUUCGUGAACUUCCGCGAGGAGUUCUUCUCCGAUAGGCGUUUCAUGGUUACCCAGCGCCUGACAUGCUUGGUCGAAAUAUCGAAACACUACGCGCUGGCGGAAUGCCUAUCGAAAGUCACCAUCGGCCUCGACCGACUGUACAGCAGCGACGCCCUGCCCCAAAACGCGAGCACCUCCCCGAUAGCCCAGGCCGACGAUGCCAGGAUCGAUAUGGACGGGCUGGAAGAGCUGGCCACGGAGCAGAACUGGCUCACAAGCAGCGGCAAAUUGCAGCUGCUGCUCGGGGAGGCGUUUAGGAACCUGCCCCGGCUGGCCGAGCUCAGCGUGCGGGACAGCAACGUCGCGAGGCGGUCGAGCCGGCCCGGGGCGAGCCAGGUGCUCGUGAGCUACGGGGUGGCCCACAUCUUCCGGGAGACGGGCAUCGACCUGCGGGCGGAGCGGGCCAGGCUGCGCACCGAGGACUCGUUCCCGGACGUGGUGCUCUCGACGGCGCUGCUGGCGGUGGGGGCGAGCGGGAAGGCGCUGGGCGCGCUGACGGCCGACAUCGAAAACGUGUUCAUGGGGUUCUCGAGCAGCGCGUUCGCGAUGCCGCGGUUCGCCGUCGACGCCAUGAAGCCGGUCUUCGCGGGGAUGACGUCGCUGGAGCUGACGGUGGCCUUCGCGCACACGCUCGGCGGCGUCGGGUCGAUGACGCGGGGCUUCCUGCGGUGGCAGCCGCACCGGCUGUUCGCGCUGCUGGAGCAGAUGCCGAACCUGGCGUGCCUGCGGGUCAAGUCGAGGGGCGAGGGGUUCCUGCCGGAGGGGAUCAUCGGCUGGCUGGCGGGGCUGGUGGACGUGGAGAACGGCGAGCGGCCGGAGGCGUCGACGCUGUACGGGCCGCUGCUGCGGAGCGGGCCGGCGCGGCUGGCGGCGACGCCGCCGUCGCUGCGGUUCCGCAACCUGGGCGAGCUGGAGCUCGAGCACAUGCUGGCGCCGCAGGCGAGCAUCGUCAAGGUGCUGCGGUGCGUGGCGCCGUCGCUGCGGCGGCUGCACCUCAGCGCGGUGGGCGUGCGCGUCCAGCGCGGCGACCAGGAGCUGGACAACAACCCGGAGUACCCGAACGCGUGGACGUCGCUGUUCCGGUUCAUGUCGCGCGCCAUGAGCCUGAGCCAGAUCCGCGUCCGCGCGCUCGGCCACGACCCGCUCGCCUGCCAGUCCGGCUCGCGCCACCAGGUCGCGUUCCGCCGCUCGCCCGCCGGCGAGCAGUCCGUCCUGCCGAACGGCAUGAUCAACGGCUGGCUGUGCGCAGGCACCCCGCGCGAGAUGCGCCGCUUCCUCCUCGAGGUCGCCGAGAACACUAUUAUCGUGUGCCGCCAGUGCCAGCAGCGGAACCCGGGCUACUUUUCCUUCGAAGACAUCGUCCACCAAGAGUAGAUAUACCA
Molecule: messenger RNA, 1638 nt
Organism: Durotheca rogersii
Lineage: Eukaryota; Fungi; Ascomycota; Sordariomycetes; Xylariales; Xylariaceae
Exons: 2
Coding region: 68-1630 (520 amino acids)
Source: RefSeq, a predicted model, not a curated record